Molecule: messenger RNA, 828 nt
Organism: Peronospora farinosa
Lineage: Eukaryota; Oomycota; Peronosporomycetes; Peronosporales; Peronosporaceae
Source: the annotation of a GenBank genome assembly
AUGUUCCGACGCAGCCACCAGCUCCUCCGGACUUUCGCGCGUCGCAGCGUCGCGUCUUCCUCGACGUCUGCCGCUCGUUUUCUGCACGCACCGUCUCUGAUACAUUCCGCAUUAGCCACUGUAAAAUCUCGCAUCAAUUCGCCCUUCUCGGGUCGUCGUGGUGCAUGGCGUUCCAUGUUUAUUCAGACGGAGCCGACCCCGAACCCGCAGAGCGUGAAAUUCCUUCCAGGACGCGUUUUAUUGGACGAUCGGUUUACGACCGGCGUGGAUUUUACACCAAAUUCCGACGAAAUUCGUCGCUCGCCAUUGGCUAAAAAACUGUUUCAAAUCGAAGGUAUUAUACGCGUUUUUUUCGGCAAGGAUUUUAUCUCGGUUACAAAAAUCGAAGAUGAAGAUUGGGAUGCACUCAAUGCCGAGAUUUUUGCCACGAUGAUGGAUUUUUUUGCAUCUGGUGAAAAUGUCAUGUCGGAUGAGCCGAUUAUUACCGACACGACGAUUUUACCUGAUGACGAUGAAGUGGUGGCUAUGAUUAAGGAGCUUUUGGAGCAACGGAUUCGACCUUCAGUGCAGGACGAUGGUGGAGAUAUUUUUUACAAGGGCUUUGAUGAAAAAACGGGGAUGGUGAUGGUUCAGCUUGCAGGUUCAUGUGCAGGUUGUCCAAGUUCUUCUGUUACACUCAAGCAUGGCGUGGAGAAUAUGCUGAAGCAUUAUAUUCCAGAAGUACGUGGUAUUGAAGAGUGGGUAGACGAAGAGCUUAAUGCAGUGAGUGAGAAGGAGUUCCGGUCGCUUGAAGAAAAACUACGCUCCGUUGGUAUUCCUAGCGAGUAA